CUGACGCUGACUCUACUAGUUGUGUUAAUAACGGCUACAACGUCCGGCAACAUUUUAUUCUUGGCAUUGAAUAUUGAAAAGAUGUGAGAAUUUGUGAGUAGACGAACUGUGCAGAGUUAAUUUCUCUUAAAUGUGGCAUUGUCUUAAUCUCAGUCGAAACUAAAUAGAAUAUAUAAACAUGAAUGUCACAACAAUGAAAAUGAAUGUCAAAGGAGUAGUAUUUGUUAAUAAGAACCAAGUGAGACGUGAUUUGAACAAUUUGUCCGAUAUUUCAAGUCAAGGGUGUAUAGGUGUUGUCCAUCAUGAUACUGAACUUGAUACUGAAAAACAAGAACGAAAUUCUUGCCAUUCUAACAAACCACUCCAAUGGGUAAAUAACUCAAUGAAUGAAACAGACGAAACACGUACAACCAAAGAUGUUUCCAAAAUUAAAAAACCAGUUCUCAACUUGGAGAAGAAGAUGUCAAAGUCUGAAGUUCAGCGCUGUAUGGAUUGGUUGUUUCAAAAACAGGGUGAAAUGGAGAUUGCGGAGUUUGGCAAAGGUAAAAUGAAUGUCCUUGAUGCCUUAAAACUGCAACAUACUAAAGCUACGGAAAUUCUUCAUUUUCGUGAAAAUAUUGAUUCUGUUUUAAAAUCUGAGAACUUGGAUGAGCAAAAUGCAAAGGAGUUAAAUGGGAAUUAUGAUUCUGUCAAGGCUUUAUCUGAAAAAAGGAACUCUUGCUUGGAAAUAAUCAGCCAGAUUGCUUCCUUAGAAGAUUUAGUCCAAAGUUUGUCUACUGAAUUUGAUUCUAGAUCAGUUCAUCUGGUCAAUACCACUGAUAUCACUAAACAAAAAGGUGGUCCCACACAAUCUAAUGAGAGCUUAGCCAGAACAGCCCAGAACUGCAUUUCGUCUGUGAGACAAAAUUGGAGAUGGGUGUUUCAAGUAAUGCAAUGUGCUGAAGUGCAUCUAAGAAAUGCAGCAGCUUAUCAGGAAUUUUUUCAGGAAGUGAAUGAAGCUGAAUACUGGAUGAAUACAACACUAUCACGCAUCCAUUUAUCUUUUGAUCGAUCUAAACUUAUUGGCAAUAAAUCAGAUGCUGAAAAAAUGCUUCAGGAAAUUAAGGAUGUCCUGGCAGCAUAUUUACAGUGGCAGACAAAGAUUGACUAUCUAUUUGACAAAGCCAAACAGGUUGUACCCAUUCCAUUGAGACUGAGAUCUCUAAAUGAUCCAAAGCCAGUCAUAGCGCUUACAGACUAUAAUGCUGAAGGACUUGACUUUAUUGAGGGUGAAACCCUAACAUUACUUGACAAUACGGAUAAAAAGAAAUGGAAGGUUCGUACAGAAAAAGGUCAAGUUGGUUUUGUACCAGCUGUGAUAAUAUUGUUACCAGCUCCUUCUGCUGAAGCAUUGGAUGCUGCGAUUAAGCUCAGACUUCAACUACUUUCUUUGUGGACAUCUAGUGUGAAAAGACUAGGAUAUCAAAUGAUUGCUUUUAUGCUGCUUGUUCUAAGAGAUUGGACAGAGGAAGAGGUAAAUAUGCUACAAGCUAUGGCAGCAAGUGAUAAAGUUGAGCUGUUGAGAAUCUUACAAUUUAUUGAAGACACUUUAUUAGAGAACUGGAAUGGUUAUGGUGAUUUCCAGGAAUUGCAAGAAAGGAUCACGAGGUUAAAAAUGAUUCUAGAGGAAUCAACAGAACUGAGUGGACAGGCAGCUGAUGCCCAAAACAACAACAUGUCCUCUAGUGUUGUGGUGCAAGUUAAAAUCUUGGAAAAUCUACUGAAUAAGUACAAAGACUUUUGGACAUUUUGGGAAACUUUUAAAUGUGUUGCUGAAAUGCUGAAGCAUCCUAAGUUUAUGUUAGUGUGUGACAAAUGGGAGCAACUAAGAUUUGUGACCUCAGCUCAUUUUGUAAAAUUUUGGGACACACAGCUGGAUCUUAUCCAAAAUGAUAUUACCAAAACCCAUGCUUCUCUGGUGAUGCAUGAAACUCCUAGUGAAGAGUUAAUCAGUAGUGAGGUCACAAUUGAAGAGGAAAAGGAAGAAACAACUACAGAUACUGUUACAACAGCUCUUGAGGAAGAGCAGCAUACUUUUAUUAUAACAGGUGUUCUUGAUCCUCGAGAUGGAAAAACAAAAUUGUCUCUUCAAGAUGCUAUAAUGCUAGGAAUUGUAGACCAGGCUACAAACCAAUAUAUAAAUCCUAAAACUGGACAAUCAAUGUCAAUGACAGAUGCUAUGAAUGAAGGCAGCGUACUCAUGGAGUUUGUCAGCAAGAAAAAAAUUAGAGAGGAGAAGAACUCAUACGGGCUCAUUACCAUAAAAAUAACAAAGGAGACCCGACCAUAUUCAAUAACAGGAGUAAUAGAUCCAAAAACGGAAGAAAAACUUUCUGUCACUCAAGCUGCUGCCCUUAACAUUUUAGAUACUCAUAGCUCAACUUAUAGAACUGAAAGUGGAGACAAAAUACCCAUAGCAGAUGCAAUACAUUCCGGACUGGUAAUUGUGGAAUACCAAGAAGGAGAGGAACUUAUCAAACCAGAGACUGUUACAAAGACUUAUGCUGUCCAUGGUGUUGUUGAUCAGAAGAAAAAAACAAAGGUAUCAUUUUCAGAUGCCAUCCGUGAUGGACUAUUAGCUAAGGAUACAGGUGAAUAUGUGAAUAAUGUCACAAAAGAACGAGUUGGUGUUCAUGAGGCUAUCAUGAAAGGAUUCAUCAAAGCUAGAAUCAUAGCAGACCCAAGCAAACUAGAAAUCAACCCAGAAAAUAAAAUAGUUGUAGAGAAGCUUUCCAAUGCAAAAUCUAAACUGCUAAAAUCAGUAAAAGCCCUAAAGGCUUUCAAAACUUUAGGAGUUCAGAAAUAACGUUUUAAAAAAAUCAGUUGAAGAAGGGAAGUAAAUAUCUAACAUUUA
Physella acuta is the source of this 2893-nucleotide messenger RNA. Its product is annotated as dystonin. Lineage: Eukaryota; Metazoa; Mollusca; Gastropoda; Physidae. Gene Ontology annotation, molecular function: protein binding; structural molecule activity. Gene Ontology annotation, biological process: intermediate filament cytoskeleton organization; wound healing. Gene Ontology annotation, cellular component: cytoplasm; membrane; cytoskeleton. The record is from RefSeq and is a predicted model, not a curated record.